AUGCCGCCAUCCCCUCCCAACUCCCAGGCCGGCAGCCCUCCUCCCCACACGAACAACCUCCAGUCUCCUCCUCACUCGUCCACCUCGUCCCAUCGUCGCUCCCGCUCGCGCCCCUACGCCCGCUCCUCCAAGGGCCGCCUCUCCUCGCGCCGCUCCCAGUCCACAAACGUCGACCACCACCACGGCCACCACAAGAAGCCCGACCCCCCCAGGAUCGUCUUCGGCAACGACGCCAUCGCCAGCCUGCCCUCGGAGCUCAACAAGCUCUCCCUCUCCUUCCCGCUCAUCGUCUGCAGCCCGUCGCGCAUCCACCUCGCCGACCGCAUCCGCUCCCUGCUGCCCAACCUCGACGUCUGCUUCCUCACCCCGGACACGUACCCGGGGCCUUCCGUCCUGUCCGACCGCGACUCCGUCAUCAGCGUCGGCGGGCCCCGCGCCGUCGCCCUGGCCAGGCGCAUCAGCGUCAAGAUGAGGAUCCCCCACGUGUGCGUCCCGACGACGUAUAGCGGCGAGCCGGGCGAGCUGUUUCCCCCGUGGAAGAAGCAGCAGCAGCAGCAGCAGGACGACGGUCGCGGGAGGAGCAGCGGGUCGCAGAGGUCGGACGGGGAACAGGGCGAUGGGGGUGAACACGAUAAGAGCGAGCACGAAAGGAGCUUGCCGGCCGUCAUUCUGUACGACAGGAAGCUCACCGAGAGUCGUGUCCGGCGGUUCUCUGCCGAGGCCGGCGUCGCUCCGGACGGCGAGGCCGAGGCUGCCUUGAGAGUGGCUACUGGUAGCGCAGACGCAGACGUCGAUGCUGCGGUGUUGAAACCCGCAAAGGGCGGCGCUGGGCAAUGGAGCUUUAUCCAUCUGCCGGGAGUCUGAAGAAAAAAGGGUGCUCGGCGUUCUUUUCCUUCCUUUUACCCCAGUUCGCCAUAGCAAUGGCAUCUAUUUCGCCUGUUGAGAGGUUAACACAAUGGCCCUCAUACUGCCCUCAUUUCGAGAAGUCCGCACUCAAGCGGUUUAGCCUUGUCCGCCUGGCAGCUUGAUCGCGCCUUUGCGCAUUCACAAAGGUACUAGAUGCCGUGAAUAGAAGCGCCGCAUAGGUUCACACACUUGUCCAUCCGAUGGAAGGGCAUCAC
This is a messenger RNA of Trichoderma reesei QM6a, 1121 nucleotides long. RefSeq lists its product as uncharacterized. NCBI's taxonomy places the organism in Eukaryota, Fungi, Ascomycota, Sordariomycetes, Hypocreales, Hypocreaceae. Bases 1 to 864 code for a protein of 287 amino acids. The record is from RefSeq and is a predicted model, not a curated record. The transcript has a single exon.